GGGACUGGGAGUAGGGAGUUUAGGAGCCCAGACACCCGGGUUUUCUGGGUGGGGGGUGGGAAGCAGGGGCUUCUGGGAGCCUGGACACCUGGGGGGAAACUGAGGACAGGCAUAGAUGCCAGGGGUCUGGACUCCCCCCACCCCACAGAACCCAGACGUCCGGGUUCCCAAACCCCCUACUCCCACCCCCCACCCUAACGAGCCUGGGUGUCCGGGCUCCCAGAACCCCCUGCUCCCCCCCUUCCCCCGCCCCAGGGAACCCAGGCGUCCUGAGCUCAGACGCCUGGAAUCCAGGGGGGGGGGGGGGGCAGGGCCAUAUAAGGCCCCCGCGGCCCAGCUCGGGCGCAGCUCGGAGCCAUGGAGGUGCUGGCAGGCCAUGCCCUCCCCACUCUGCAGUGGACCGGCCCCCAGCCCCGGUGCCCACACCACGCCGCGCCCUGGCCCAGAUGCUGCGCCAGGCUGAGAGCCUGAGCCUGCUGCUUCAGCACAGCGCCGAGCAGCUGCUGGCCGACUAUGUGCGGCACCAAGGGGACCCCUUUAGCACCCCGAGCUUCCACCCUCCCGCGCCGCUGGGCCUGCCGCCCCCGCCCCGGCCCCCAGGGGGGGACGCCGAGCGCCUGGCAGGCCUGGCUGCUGCUUAUGCUGCCCUGCCUGGACUCCUGGGCUCCGUGCGGGCCCAGCAGGCCCAACUCAACCCGGGGGCCGCUGAGCUGCUACGAGGCCUGGAGGCAGGUGCCCGGCAGGCCCGGGGCCUGGCUGGGCACAUCGAGGCCGUGGCGGCAGAGCUGGGGGUGGCACUGCCAGGACCGUGGGUGCCCCCCGAUGCCCACCCGCCUGCCAAUGCCUUCGGCGCCAAGGUGUGGGGGUACUGGGUCUGCCGCCUGCACCGUGACUGGGCCCGGCGCGCCCAUGAGGACCUGGGGCUGCUGGCUCGGCGCUAUCCAUUAUGAGGUUGCCCUGGGGUCCCAGGCAUCUGGGCAGGUGGCGGGAUCUGGGGGGACAUGACUGACCUGCAUAUUUGUUGCGGGUCCAAGAUGUUCAUCAAGGGGGGAUGUUAAUUACUGCGGCUGCAAUUAAUAAAGUAUUUUAGUAAGA
Molecule: messenger RNA, 1095 nt
Organism: Alligator mississippiensis (American alligator)
Lineage: Eukaryota; Metazoa; Chordata; Crocodylia; Alligatoridae
Gene: CTF1
Product: cardiotrophin 1
Exons: 3
Coding region: 447-950 (167 amino acids)
Source: RefSeq, a predicted model, not a curated record